Prorocentrum cordatum is the source of this 1146-nucleotide messenger RNA. NCBI's taxonomy places the organism in Eukaryota, Dinophyceae, Prorocentrales, Prorocentraceae. The record is from the annotation of a GenBank genome assembly.
GAGGAGCAAUUUUUUCAGGAUCCGGGUCCCCCAGAGGACGUCCUGGCGCGCUCCGCUCCCGCGUGCCCGGGCCUGGUGGUCGGCACGGGCGCUGCUGCUGCGAGCGCCGCCGUCGCAUGCCUUGCGCGCCUUCUCGGCGGCACCUGUCCCGCCGGCAGCGUCGUCUUCGGCAGCACCGCUGUCUUCGGCUGGGGCGCCCGGCGCUGCCGCGCCCUCCGCCGCCGCAGCGGCGGCCGCCUCUGCAGAUGCUGUUGCAACCAGCGUGGCGGUGCGAGGCGCGGCGCUGCACCGCGCGGCUGGUGCGAGGUUCGCCGGGGCGCUGGGCGCAACGCGACCAGCGCGCGGUGCUGCCAGCGUCGCGGCGCCGGCGGCCACACCACCUCCGGCCAGGCGCGCGGAUGCUGCGGGUGCAGCGCGCGGCGCGGUGCCGCCGGCCACGGCGGCGGUGUCCGCAGCAGCACCGGCAUCCUCGGCGUCUGGAGCCUGCCGCGUCUCGCUGGCGCUCGCGCAGGCCGCGCCGGCAGUCGCGGAGGCAUUGCUCACAGCAUGACGACAGCCAGCGCGUCCACAGCGGCGCCGGAGCUCGCGCCCGACGGGCAGGCGUCGCCAGCACAGAGCGGAGAGGCGCAGGUCGGGGGGCUGGCGGAUUGUUUCUCCCUCGGCUUCGCUGCCGCUCCCCUCCUCUUCCUGACCUCGUGCACCCCCUUCCUUCCUCGCUGGGCUCUUGCCUCCUCCCGCCGUUGCUCCUCCCUCGGCCCUCCCCUCCAGGUGCCAUGUCGUUCAGAUCGGCUGGAUUCGAUACAAUAUCAUCGAUUCUGGCCGGCCCGACCCGAUCUGAUUCCAUGCGUUCCUAUGCGGCCCGAUGCUUGCAUGGCGCUUCUGUGCAUCCUGGCUUGGCCGAUCCUGUUCCAUCCUGAUCCGAUCCACUUCGUCUUUGUCCGGUUCAGAUGCUGACAUCCGUCGCGGUCUCGUUGAGCACUGUUUCGUGGUUUGCUCGUUCUGAGUCUUGGUGCCGACAGCGCUUGAUCAUGACGAUCGUGAAUAUGGCGUCCGCUUGUAUGAGCUGUUUCUGGAACGGAUGAUGUCCAGCACUGUAGCGCGCAAGUCAAGAGCCUUCGCAAUUCAUGAUCAUGGCAGCCAUUCGGC